GGAGAAUAUCUUUGAAGAACUCAUAGGAUCAUCUGAGCAGUGGGGCCAGGAGUUGAACAAGUUUAACGACAUUGUAACUGAUGUGUGGUGGGUCAUUAAACACAUCUUGCCAUUAUUCUAUAAAUGGCAAUUUGGAAACGUGGCUAAUUUCCUCAACCAAUUCCACGACCCCAAGGUUCCAGAGGACAUGAGCAAGAAGGAUGUGAUGCACCUGAUAGAUGCUGGGCUCUUCCUGAACUCUCCGUAUCCAUCCGUGCUGAGAGAGGCGAGGGAUGUGGACAUCAUAUUGUCCUUUGACUUCAGUAUGGAUGAUCCCUUUGGUACAUUGAAGGAGGCCAGUGACUAUGCAGCCGCCAACAAAAGGCCUUUCCCCAAAAUAGACUUCGCAAAAUUGCACCCAGACCACCCAGACUCCUUCUAUGUUUUUGAGGAAGAGGGCAAGCCAACUAUAAUCCACAUCCCCCUCUUCAACAUCGAUAAUUGUGAAAAUGAAUCCACCAUUACAGAAGAGUCGAAGGAAUACACCACCUUCCAGAUGAUCUACAGGGACAAAAACAAGAUCGACCACCUAGCAGAUCUGGCCGCAAUGAAUGUGAAGAUAAACAGAGACGGCAUCCUGGAAGAGAUACGAAAAACAUCUGAGCGACGCAGCAGCGCCAUUUGUCAGUUUGUGCAGGAUAUGCGCUCAUGCUGAAACGUGUUUUUAACAUGGACGUGUGGCCUUUAGUAUGAGCUUCCUUGUGUC
This is a messenger RNA of Alosa sapidissima (American shad), 745 nucleotides long. Its product is annotated as cytosolic phospholipase A2 gamma-like. Bases 188 to 694 code for a protein of 168 amino acids. The transcript has 5 exons. Gene Ontology annotation, molecular function: calcium ion binding; calcium-dependent phospholipid binding. Gene Ontology annotation, biological process: glycerophospholipid catabolic process. The record is from RefSeq and is a predicted model, not a curated record. Gene Ontology annotation, cellular component: nuclear envelope; cytosol; nucleoplasm. Lineage: Eukaryota; Metazoa; Chordata; Actinopteri; Clupeiformes; Clupeidae.